Messenger RNA from Adineta ricciae, 366 nucleotides. The record is from the annotation of a GenBank genome assembly. NCBI's taxonomy places the organism in Eukaryota, Metazoa, Rotifera, Eurotatoria, Adinetida, Adinetidae.
AUGGGAGAUUUAUAUAGAAAAAUUGCUGCAGGUGGAUGCCACGGCGUUAGCUUUAAUAAUAAUAAUCAUCGCGUAAUGAAAUGGUCUGAAGAUGCCAAGGUAAGGCGCGGCUGUUGCUGGUGGUCACGAUCACCGAAUCCACACGGAAUAUUCGUUGAUCACUUGAAGAGCGUUUACGUAGCAGACUUGGAGAAUCAUCGAGUGGCGUGUUGGUCCCCAGGCGUGAAACACGGAACAGUGAUCUUUGGUGGAAAUGGAGAAGGACGGCAAACUCAUCAGUUCAAUGGACCUAUAGCAUUAUUAUUUGAUCGAGAAGGAAACAGCUACGUUGUCGACCAUCGAAACAAAAAUAAAGAUAUUUGUUGA